ACACGUACAAAUUUUUUGAGCUCACUCAAGUUGGUCUCGUUUACACCUCUAACGAUUUCAUGCUUGACUAUGGUUGUCAAAUUAGAUCUGUGUUCACAAAUAACUUGUGUUUAACCCGACAAACAAAAGAGUUAAACAUAAACAGUUUUUUUGUAUUCGAAAUAUAAAUGAGUCGAACACGAAUAAUCGUAUUUCUCAACGAGCAUAACACGAGCUAGCCCAUGCUUGGAGAUUGAUGAUAAAUUUUAAACCCAACCCAACGAUGGGCUUCGUGCACAGAAACCGAGCCACAGCUGGAACCUUGACGUGCUAGCUCUGUGGUCGGGCAUGGAAGCUCCACGUAAGCCGUUUAACAGAUAGGAUCCAAACUACGCGGCCGAGAGUGGAUAACGAAAAUGGUUGGCCCAUCUUCUCCAACACUCCAUCCCCAUUAAACAAACGAACUGCAAGCCAAUACUGACUGAAACAUCAAUAUGUUAAUAUUUUUUUCAGAUUGCAGGUUUCAGAGAUUUCUCCAUUUUGGCCUUCUCCUUCAUUCCCUUCGUCCUCGCUCCAAAUCGAGGAGACAUGAACUAUUAAAAAUUCUAACUUGAGGUUGGAGGUCUCUGUAUUGGCGUGCGGAAUGAAUGCCCUAGGGUUUCAGAGGUUUGUUCUUGCAAUGGAGUAGGUAGCAUGGAGGCUUCAAAAGAGGAGUCGAGCUGGGAGACGUUGUCCACCUCUAGGGUUCUUGGACAUUGGACGCAUCAUCGCAGGCCUAAUUAGUGGAUUCCGAUUUAUCAGCUGCCGAACUUCUAUGGACGAUGAGGCGGAGGAGGAUGAUUGUCUCGUCAAGUUCUAUCAAGGAAGAAGCUUUGAUGUCGGACUGAAGACUUUCGAUCAUGUUGAUCAGAAUCCCAGCGAGGUGAGUCUGAGGGAAUGGUUGGAUCAACCCAAGCGGUUGGUAGACUUGGUAGAGUGCCUUCAUAUAUUCCGGCAGGUGGUCGAAACGGUGAACAUUGCUCAUUCUCUGAAUGUGGUGCUGAACAACGUCAGGCCAUCUUGUUUUGUGAUGUCGAGCUUUUACAGUGUUUCCUUCAUUGAAUCCGCUUCUUGCUCGAGCUCGGCUUCAGAGUCUUCUUCUGGAGAGGAAGAUAGCGGUAGAGAUGGUGGUACUGCUGGAGAUAAGCAGGUGGCCGCUGUUACAGAAUUGGCUUCAGUGGAGGAAUUGGAAGGAAAGAAGGGAUUGGAUGUGGUGAUUGAGGUUGGGGAGAGGAGGGACUUCCCUCUUAAAAAGAUAUUGAAUUUGGAGUUUAAUUGGUACAGAAGCCCUGAAGAAGUUGAAGGAGGGAAAAUUACCUUUGCUUCGGAUAUAUAUAAAUUAGGUGUUCUUCUUUUUGAGUUAUUCUGCACGUUUGACACUUUAGAAGAGAAGAUUAGCAAAAUGGCCAACUUGAAACACCGGGUGCUUCCACCACAAAUGCUAUUCAAGUGGCCAAAGGAGGCUUCAUUUUGCCUGCAAUUGUUGCACCCGCGGCCUAAUAGUCGUCCUACAACGAGCGAAUUGUUACAAAGCGAGCUCUUUAAUGAAAUAAAGGACAGUGUUGGAGAGCUUGAAGCAGCUAUUAAGUUGAACGAAGGGAUUGAAGAGCAAGAGUUAACCCUAGAUUUCCUUCAGCUCCUGCAAAGAAGAAAACAAGAAGCUGCUGAUAAAUUACAUGAUACCUUUGUUAUGCUCAGUGCUGAUAUAGAAGAAGUUGCUAAGCAGAGAUCAGCCAUCAUGAAGAGUGGAUGCUCAUUUUUAGAACAGGAGAAAAACCAUAAACCAAUUCAUAAAUUUGAGUGUCCAAUACCUUUUUAUGAAAUGAAUGAAGAUUCUUCUUUAGGUUCUAGGAAGCGCAUUAGGCAGGGACAUGUUGGUUGUGUUGUAGAGAAUGAGGAGAUGCAUUUUGGUCAUAGAGCUGAGGCUAAUCAGGAGAUCCAAGAUAAGGCUCUAUCAAAAAGUUGUCGAAUCAUGAAAAACUUACAGAACUUCGAAGCAGCUUAUUUUUCAUCAAGAUGCAGUUCCGUGAACCCCGUUGGCAAACUUAAUAGAAGUAAGUUAGUUGCUCCUAAUCUUGGUAGUAGAUCAACUAUGAAAAAUGUGGGGAAUUCAGUUAAUUACUUAGCUUCUAAGGAAGGCAUUUGUGGAAGAAGAAUGGGUCAAUGGAUUAAUCCCUUCUUUGAGGAUUUGUGCAAGUACCUAUCUUUCAGCCAAUUUAAAGUUCUUGCAGAACUAAGGCAGAGAGAUCUUCUAAACUCCUCUAAUUUAAUUUGCUCCCUGGCAUUUGACCGGGACAAGCAAUUUUUUGCAACUGCUGGUUUAAAUAGGAAGAUUAAAGUUUUUGAAUUUGAUGCAAUUAUAAAUCAAGACCGUGAUAUGCAUUAUCCAGUGAUUGAGAUGGCGAGUAGAUCAAAACUUAGCAAUGUUUGCUGGAAUGGCUACAUAAAGAAUCAGAUUGCUUCAAGCGACUUUGAAGGGGUUGUGCAGGUAUGGGAUGUCACAAGAAGUGAAGUCCUCCUUGAAAUGAGAGAGCAUGAGAAGCGGGUGUGGUCUGUUAACUAUUCACUAGUAGAUCCAACUAAGUUGGCCAGUGGAAGUGAUGAUGGCACUGUGAAGCUCUGGAAAAUCAAUCAGGGAGGAAGCACUGGUACUAUCAGAACAAAGGCAAACGUAUGUUCAGUUGAGUUUCCACCUGAUACUUCUGGCAUACUGGCUAAUGGGUUUGCCGAUCAUUAUAUUUUAAUCUACUGCUAUGAUCUUCGCAAUAUGAGUCUUCCAUUGCGUACAUUUGUUGGCCAUUCAAAGACUGUGAGCUAUGUUAAGUUUGUUGAUUCAUCUACCCUUGUGUCUUCAUCAACGGACAACUCAUUGAAGCUUUGGGACCUCUCCGUGAGUACAUCAAGGAUCCUUGACAAUCCCAUUCGGACAUUCACAGGGCAUACAAAUGUGAAGAAUUUUGUGGGUUUAUCCAUUUCUGAUGGAUAUAUUGCUACUGGAUCAGAAACAAAUGAGGUUUUUAUAUACCAGAAAGCUUUCCCCAUGCCCGUUUUUUCAUACAAAUUCGGCGGCAUCGAUCUCAUAUCCGGCUUCGAAGCUGAUGAUGCCAACCAAUUCGUCUCCUGUGUCUGUUGGAGGGGCCAAUCUUCUGAUCUGGUUGCAACGAAUUCGAACGGGAACAUCAAAGUUCUGGAGAUGGUGUAAUUCUCAUUUCCUUUCAUCAUGAUUCGUUGCAUUCAGUUACUGAAAAUUUUCUUCGCUGCACCGCCUGAAUGUCGAUGCUUCUCGAGCCGUCGAUUAAGAUGCUGACAUAAUACUGUAUGAUAGAAAAGAAAAAAAACAAAAGAAUGAUAUAUAGGAAUAUAAAUUCAUUUAGACCAGUACUUGUUUUUCUGUUUAUUUAUAAUUUUUGCAAGAAAACCUAUAUGAAGCUGCAUGUCAGAACUUCUGUACAGUGAAGCAGACAACAUUUAGUUCUACUUACAGAACCAUAGAGCGAGCAAUGGCAGUCUCAAAGUUUACUGUAAUCAGAAAUGUAUAUUGUUUCUUGUCUAUCAUUUUAUGUUUUGGAUAGUAAAAUGUGAAUCAUAAUUAGUUUGAUGAGUUUGAGUUUGUUU
Molecule: messenger RNA, 3633 nt
Organism: Phalaenopsis equestris
Lineage: Eukaryota; Viridiplantae; Streptophyta; Magnoliopsida; Asparagales; Orchidaceae
Product: protein SPA1-RELATED 4-like
Exons: 7
Coding region: 794-3220 (808 amino acids)
Biological process (GO): protein phosphorylation; photomorphogenesis
Molecular function (GO): ATP binding; protein binding; protein kinase activity
Source: RefSeq, a predicted model, not a curated record